Mytilus californianus (California mussel) is the source of this 1809-nucleotide messenger RNA. RefSeq lists its product as uncharacterized. The transcript is spliced from 2 exons. The coding region runs from base 95 to 1783 and encodes 562 amino acids. Gene Ontology annotation, biological process: positive regulation of DNA-templated transcription. Gene Ontology annotation, molecular function: zinc ion binding; ubiquitin-protein transferase activity. NCBI's taxonomy places the organism in Eukaryota, Metazoa, Mollusca, Bivalvia, Mytilida, Mytilidae. Gene Ontology annotation, cellular component: nucleoplasm; chromatin. The record is from RefSeq and is a predicted model, not a curated record.
CUGUUGUUUACCUUCCUGUUAGACGGUUGGAAGAAUUGAAAAUGUAUACUUCUUAUAUUGCUAGUUUAACAGUGUAAAUCAUUAUCGUUUUCAAAUGGCAUCAACGACGCCAGUGUGCAGUGUGUGUUAUGUCCAUAAUAUCACAGAGCCAUCAGUGACCUGGUGUAAAGAAUGUGACGAAGGACUUUGUUUAAAAUGUCAAGAACACCACAGUUUGUCGAAUGGAACACUAAACCAUAACACUGUACCAAUAACUGAAUACGAGAAAUUACAACGUGAUAAUCUCCACAUAGCCCAAAACUGUAACAAACAUAACGAACAUUAUAUAAUUUACUGUAAAAAGCAUGAAAGUCUCUGCUGUGGUAGAUGUAUUGUAGAAAGUCACAACGAAUGCGGAAAUUUCGCAAAAUUGGCUGAUAUCGUCAAAAAUAUAAAAACAUCGAAUGCCUUCUAUGAAAUUGAACAUUCGUUAGUAGAACUCGGUGACAGCAUUAAAGAAAUCCAACAGAACAGAGAGAACAACCUUACGUCGUUAUCUGAGAGAAAAAGGCAUAUUUUGCAUGAAAUCAAGCAAACCCGAGAAAGAAUCAACAAGCAUUUAGAUGAAAUACAAGACGACGCAAUCAAUGAAAUAAAUGCAGCUGAAGAAAAAGAAAACAUGAACAUUUGUCAUUCGCUGAUUUUAUUGCAGGAAAAAGGAAAUGAAAUAGCUGAAUGCCAGAGGAACAUUACGAAAAUCAAGAAACUUGACACAGAUCUCCAGACAUUCAUUGCUAUGAAGGAGCUAGAAAUAGAAGUUUCAAACGAAGUACAAUUCAUGCAAUCCAUGUCUAAAACUGCAGAUUUUAAAGAAACAAAUAUGUCAUAUCAAUUUAAUACCGGCAUACAAAGGUUCAGCUCCGAGACCCAAAGUUUAGGGGAAUUGAUGAUUGAGACGAAACCAUGUGACAUUGUCUUCACAAGGAGGAAAGACAAACAAGCACAAAUGGUGCUUCAGCAGAGCUCAUCAAGGUCAGUCGAAAAUAUCAAUCUGAAGCUAGAUAUCACUUUAGAUAAUACGGGAUUCUGCAAAUGGGGUUGUUGCAUGUUACCCGAUGGUAGAUUCGCAUUUACGGAGACCUUAAACAAUCUUGUCAGAGUAUUUAACACUGACGGAUCAAAAGAUUUUGAAGUGAAAACAAAAUAUAGGGCAUUCGAUAUAUCUUACAUCAGUGAAGACAACACGCUAGCUGUAACAUCAGGUAAGAAUGGAAAGUGCAUUACAAUAAUUGACCUACAGAACAAACAAAUUAAGAAAGAAAUAUAUACUGAAUCAUAUUAUCACGGCUUAGCAGUAAUGGACAACAAACUCAUCUGCUCAGCAGAUAAAAAAGGAAUACAGUGCUUUAAUCCAAACGACAACUCAAUAAGCGUUAUAGUCGGAGAGGAAUUUCCUACAAUGUGUUACAUCGCUACAUUUGAUGACAAAAUUUACCAUACAAAUAACAUAAUCAACUCUGUGACAUGUUAUGAUUUACAAGGCACAGUGAAAUGGACAUUUGAGAAGGAAAGUGUUCUAAAGAGACCGUUUGGGAUCUCUGUAGACAAUGAUGGUAAAGUAUAUGUGGUAGGGAGGUUAUCUACCAAUGUAGUAGUCAUAUCUGCUGGUGGACAAUAUCACAAAGAAAUACUUACAGCCAGUAAUGGUCUUUUCCAUCCCUUGUCUUUGUAUUAUAAUAGAAGUACCAAUCAGUUACUAGUUGCAAAUAAUAACGAGAGAGCAAUGCUUUUUUCUUUUAUUUGAAUAAACUCUUUUAUUUAUUCCACUGA